AUGCCCUUACCUUUCAAACAAGACAGACCAAAUCUACCCAAUAAUAAGUCAUGUUCUGUUCAGCGUCUAAGAGGCUUGGAACGAAGGCUCAAGAGAGACCAGAAAUACUGCUCAGACUACAUGAACUUCAUGAAAGAUAUCAUUGCUCGUGGUGAUGCUGAGAAGGUUCCCGAAAAGGAACUCAACAAUCAUCCAGCCUGGUAUAUUCCCCACCACGGGGUAUACCACCCUCAAAAGCCUGGGAAGAUACGCGUCUUCUUCGAUUGCUCAGCAAGAUUCCAAGACACGUCAUUGAAUGACCACCUUCUUACUGGGCCAGAGCUCACAAAUACCUUGGUGGGAGUUCUCUGCAGGUUUCGCAAGGGCCCAAUUGCUAUUAUGUGUGAUGUGGAGCGAAUGUUCCAUCAGUUCCAUGUAAGACCGGAAGACCAAGACUACCUGAGGUUCUUAUGGUGGGAGAAUGGUGACCUGAUGUCUCCGCCAUCAACUUUCCGGAUGAAAGUCCAUCUGUUUGGGGCAGCCUCCUCACCCGGCUGUGCCAAUUUUGGUCUCAAACAUCUAGCCGCUAAAGGUCAGGAUCAAUUUAACCAAAACGCUGUUAAAUUCAUCCAAAGGAAUUUUUAUGUUGACGAUGGACUGGUGAGUGUAACGUCUGAUGCUGAGGCAAUUCAACUCAUCAAGGAAGCAAGAGGUCUUUGCAGCACAGGCAAGCUAAGACUACAUAAGUUUGUCUCCAACAGCAAGCAUGUAUUGAAAUCAAUACCAAAGGAAGAGUGCGCUGAAAGUGUCAAAAACCUUGAUAUGGCUUUGGGAGAGCCACUCAUGGAAAGAGCUCUCGGAGUGCAAUGGUGCGUGUCCUCUGAUGACUUUCAGCUCAGAGUUACAGUCAAGGAACACCCGUUGACCAGAAGAGGAGUGCUAUCAACAGUAGCUUCCAUCUACGACCCAUUGGGGUUCGUAGCCCCAUUCAUUCUCCUAGGAAAGCAGAUAUUGCAACAACUGUAUCGAGACAAGGCCGGUUGGGAUGAACCACUCUCAGAGGAGCUCAAGACACAGUGGGAAUCUUGGCUACAAGAUCUACAAAACUUGUCUAAUGUAAGGAUCAGAAGGUGCUAUAUUCCAGCAAACUUCAUAGAUGUCAAACAGUACGAGCUUCACCACUUCUCAGAUGCCAGCGUCACAGGCUAUGGGGAGUGUACUUAUCUCAGAACAAUCAACACCAAUGGGGAUGUCCAUUGUUCGUUAGUCAUGGGGAAAGCACAUGUUGCCCCCACCAAAGUGACCACAAUACAACGCCUUGAGUUAUCUGCAGCAGUGGUAGCAGCAAGGACAAGUGUUGUGCUCAGAAAGGAGCUCGAAAUAGAUGGUCUUCAAGAACAUUUUUGGACAGACUCAAAGGUUGUCCUUGGAUAUAUAAACAAUGAUGCAAGACGAUUCCACGUCUUUGUGGCUAACAGAAUCCAAAGAAUCAAGUCCACUACAGAUUCAAAGCAAUGGCGAUUUGUACGUUCUGAAGAUAAUCCUGCGGAUCAUGCUUCAAGAGGCCUAAAGGCAGAUCAGCUUGUAGCUUCAACUUGGUUUAAUGGGCCAGAUUUUCUGUGGAAAAGAGAGCUGCCCAUAGAAGACGUCAAAGUAAGUGAGGUCAUUGACAAUGAUCCAGAACUUCGAAAGGCUCAGGUGCUCAACACAAAAGCAAAAGAGGACAGGACAUUGUUAGACCGCCUGACAAGGUUUUCUGACUGGAAAAGAGCCGUCAAAGCUAUUGCUCGUCUUAAGCGCCAUGCUAAGCAAAUCAAGGGUCUCAAACUUAAAACAAAUGAAGCCACAAGUGUUGAGGAAAGACAGGAAGCAGAGCUUUUCAUCAUCAAAUUGGUUCAAACGGAAGUAUUCAGUACUGAAAUCAAAGGUAUAAAGCAAUGCAAGGAAGUAAAACCCAAAGACAAAACAAACAAGCUACACAAACUAAGUCCCUUUGUCGAUGAGUACGGUGUGCUCAGGGUUGGAGGACGUUUGACAAGAUCUGCCCUUCAUCCACAUGUAAAGCAUCCUGCCAUUGUACCUAAGGCAAGUCAUGUGUCUUCUUUACUCAUCAAGCACUACCAUGAAAAGGUGCAUCAUCAAGGAAGAGGAAUAACUGUCAAUGAAUUGCGAUCCAAUGGUAUAUGGGUUACAGGUUGCAGCAGCGCAGUUGCCUCGCACAUCUACAAAUGCACAACAUGCAGAAAGUAUAGAAGGAACACACAGGAACCAAAGAUGGCAGACUUGCCAGACGAGAGACUGGAAAUGACCCCUCCAUUCACAUAUUGUGGUAUAGAUUGCUUCGGACCAUUCUAUGUGAAAGAAGCGAGAAAGGAACUGAAAAGAUAUGGUCUUCUUUUCACUUGUAUGUGUUCUAGAGCCAUACAUAUUGAAAUGCUUGAUGAUCUCACUACAGAUGCUUUCAUCAAUGCACUGCGUGCAUUCAUUGCAAUACGUGGAAAUGUAAGACAGUUGAGAUGUGAUCAAGGCACCAACUUUGUUGGCGCUAAAGGAGAGUUCAUGAAUGCAAUGAAGGACCUGGAUCAUGAACAGGUAAAGGAACAUGGAUGUGAGUUUGUUAUGAACUUCCCAGCAUCAAAUCACAUGGGAGGUGUAUGGGAGAGACAAAUUAGGACCAUCAGAAGCGUUCUAACAGCGAUCCUUGACCAAUCUGCUAAAAGACUUGACAGUGCAUCACUUAGAACCUUCCUGUAUGAAGUGAUGGCUAUCGUAAAUAGCAGACCUCUGACAACAGAGCACUUAAAUGAUCCAACAAGUCUUGAACCUCUCACUCCCAACCAUAUCCUCAUGAUGAAGUCAAAGAUAACAACUCCCCCUCCUGGUCAGUUUGUGAGUCAGGAUCUCUACCUCCGCAAGAGAUGGCGACAGGUACAGUUCUUGGCAAACGAAUUCUGGACACGGUGGAAGAAGGAGUACCUCCUUAAUCUUCAGCAAAGACAAAUAUGGCAAAAGGAUAAGAGAAAUACGAAGGUUAAUGACAUUGUCAUUAUACAAGAGGACUGCUCUCCACGAAAUCAAUGGAGAUUAGCAAGAGUAGCACAGGUGUACCCUAGCACUGAUGGAAGAGUCAGAAAGGUAAAACUGUUAAUUAGUGACUCAACCUUAGAUAACCAGGGAAAACGCACUACAAAGCCAGUCUAUCUUGACAGGCCUGUAUACAAGACAGUUUUACUGCUUGAAGCAGAAUGAAUGUUAUGGUUAUUUUGUGAGGUGAAAUCCCAAAGGAUGUGAUUUGGUGGGAGUUUAACUGCCAUAAAUGUUAUUCAUGUCAUUAUUAAUGUUAUUCAUGGCAUUAUUAAUAGGUUUUACAUAAAAUCAUUAUUAUUUGUACAACUUGUAUUUUGAAUAUUGAUUUUGCUUGUAUUUAUGUGAUAGGAACUAUCUGUACAUUCUAUGUUGUGUUGGGACGCUUUUAGUGGUGACAAGUUCCAGACAUCGCGGUAAAGUAGCGGCGGUAAAGUUUAGUACUCUGAAAGAUAAGUUAAAUUAACGACGUGUUUAUUUACAAGUAUUCUUGUUUCUAAGUGGACCCAUUUCCCUCUCAGUUGUGUGCAGCCAGCGAGUUCGACGGUGGAUUGAUGACGGUGGAGAAUUUAGUAGAAGAAUAAAUCCAUCAGUAACCAGAA
Molecule: messenger RNA, 3665 nt
Organism: Coregonus clupeaformis (lake whitefish)
Lineage: Eukaryota; Metazoa; Chordata; Actinopteri; Salmoniformes; Salmonidae
Exons: 2
Coding region: 1-3228 (1075 amino acids)
Biological process (GO): DNA integration
Molecular function (GO): nucleic acid binding
Source: RefSeq, a predicted model, not a curated record